AUGUGCGUGAAUGAGACUGGAGUCCAGAAGAUAAGGCUAGGAUAGGUGAUGCUCAGUCAUCUUGAAUGAAUCAGUUAAAGGCUGCCUUGGCUACUAUGGAUGAUGCGGAGGUCCUGAAAAAGCGGGGCUAUGUAAUGGGAAUCAAUCUCGGAGAAGGAUCCUACGCAAAAGUGAAAUCAGCCUACUCAGAUCGGCUGAAAUGCAAUGUGGCGGUCAAGAUCAUCGAUAAGAAGAAAGCCCCACGGGAUUUCUUGGAGAGGUUUCUUCCCCGAGAGAUUGAGAUGCUGGCCAGAGUGAAACACCAAGCCAUCAUCAAAACCUAUGAGAUCUUUGAGACCUCGGACGGGAAAGUCUUCAUUGUGACCGAACUCGGCGUACAAGGCGACUUGCUGGAGUUCAUCAAGAGGAGAGGAGCUCUCCCUGAAGAUGUCGCUCGGAAGAUGUUCCGCCAGUUAGCCAGCGCUAUCAAAUACUGCCACGAGUUGGACAUUGUCCACCGAGACUUGAAGUGCGAGAACCUCCUGCUGGACAAAGAGUACAACAUCAAACUGACGGACUUUGGCUUCUCCAGACGCUUGACCCGUGAUGAGGACGGCAGGGUCGUCCUCAGCAAAACCUUCUGCGGUUCUGCAGCCUACGCGGCCCCUGAAGUGCUGCAAGGUAUUCCUUACCAACCCAAGGUGUAUGACAUAUGGAGCCUGGGCGUUGUCCUCUUCAUCAUGGUGUGCGGCUCCAUGCCUUAUGACGACUCAAACAUCAAAAAAAUGCUCAAGCUUCAGAAGGAGCAUCGGGUGCACUUCCCCCGGUCAAAGGUACUGUCCAUCGAAUGCAAGGAUCUCAUCUACCGCAUGCUCCAACCCGAUGUGUCCCGUCGAUUGUGCAUUGAUGAGGUUUUGAUGCAUGUCUGGAUGCAAGACCCCAAGUCUGUUUCGGACACCACGCUGUCGAAGCCAGGGGAGAGUUCCCAUCAUCAGAAUCAGAUCAAGGCCUUAUAUGGCAAAGAAUCCGGGCCUGAGCCCUCCGACAACGAACAAGUUAUCCAAGAGGAAAGGCAUGCUGACCUGGACAAACUCGCCGAGCAGGUGCAAAGGACUUCUCUCUGAAAGAGCCAGAGACCUAGUGACAACCCAUAGAUGAUGGACAGUGGCUAUUGGCAGAUCAUCUGGGAAGAUCUCUUUGCUAAAACAAAAAACUUUGGGGGAGAGAUUGAAAAAAGGGAAGAAAGUUUUCUCCAACGUCAAGUACUUUUCCAUCUCCAUCCUGGAAGUUAAGAUCCACCCUGCUCCAAAUCUCAACAUUUCUAAGAGGCCCAACAUCGUAGGGAGAGAAACUGGCACUCCCCCUCUUCCACUUAUUCAUUUUCUCCAAAUGAAGAAGAAGAAAAAAAAACCUGUAGAUUGAUUUUGCUAUGACCUGAGGCUUGGUCUCUUCACUUUCAGGUUGGCCUGGUAGUACUGUGAGAUCUGUCAUAUCCCAUCCAACCAGCCAGAGACCAAAACUGGAGUACCUGUUGCUUUUCUGCAUCGAACGCAUACCCUGCAAACUGACCUCUUCCUUUUGACCUGUCUGCAACUUUGGAACACACACUUUUGCCAGGAAAGCAUACACCUA
Molecule: messenger RNA, 1611 nt
Organism: Sceloporus undulatus (fence lizard)
Lineage: Eukaryota; Metazoa; Chordata; Lepidosauria; Squamata; Phrynosomatidae
Product: testis-specific serine/threonine-protein kinase 1-like
Exons: 1
Coding region: 66-1103 (345 amino acids)
Biological process (GO): protein phosphorylation; intracellular signal transduction; microtubule cytoskeleton organization
Cellular component (GO): cytoplasm
Molecular function (GO): protein serine/threonine kinase activity; tau-protein kinase activity; ATP binding
Source: RefSeq, a predicted model, not a curated record